Molecule: messenger RNA, 1309 nt
Organism: Harpegnathos saltator (Jerdon's jumping ant)
Lineage: Eukaryota; Metazoa; Arthropoda; Insecta; Hymenoptera; Formicidae
Exons: 3
Coding region: 189-569 (126 amino acids)
Source: RefSeq, a predicted model, not a curated record
CUAAUACUACACAAAACAUAUCAUCGCGCACAUACGCAUAUAAUUCCACACACAUUACUCCCACAGCAUCUGUCCACCCAGCACAAGAUACCGAUUCAUACUUCUCACACUACAUGUACACCUCACGAAAAUGAACACCUGUACUACACUAAUGAUACAUAUACUGAGUAGCAAGGUACUUCGCGCCCAUGGACAACGCAGGAGCACACGCAGCAUCAGUUCCAUCAGGAGCGUCUAUCUUACGAGCAGUACGAAGAGCGGCUACCUUAUGGCCAACAUGUACGAAUAAUACAGAAGGCGGACAAUCGGGAGAACAACGAUCGUUGGAAGCGCAUGGAAAAGAGACUUACGAAGAUGGCCUCAGUGGCCUCAACGUUCCGAGUUCCAAAUACAGAUGCAAGACGCUCUUCGGACAGCGAAGGAACGACACCGCCACAGAGGACGUAAUCAACGUAGAACGGCAGCUGGUCCAAGGAUACAGCGCGACUUAUGAAGCGACGAGCGUGCAGACGAGGAAGAGGAGCAGGACUAGCAAGACCCGACAUAAAAUAUAUAGCACUGUUGAAUAAACACGCAAUAUUUACAAGAUAUUGUGAAAAUAUAGAUGUUGAAUAUUUCGUAAAUAUUCUAAUGUCCGACAUUUUCAGGCAUGAAAAGGGUAUGAUAAAUAUCUAAACAUGUUUGUCAUACGUAUGUUUAUAAAAAGAAUUUCGAUUUAUAAAAGAUGUAUGAACAAUAUAAAUAUUUUUAGAUAUUUAUCAUAUUUUUUCUAUAGUUGAAAAUCUCAGACAUUAGAAUAUUUAUAAUAUAUCCAACAUCUAUGUUUUUAAAAUAUCUUGUAAAUAUUGUGUGGUAUCUGAACAGUGAGGAGUGAUACAUCUGUUGGAAAUAUUUAGCUGAAUUUCUCCCUCACAUAUGACGCAAUUUCAAUAUUAUUUCGUUAAUGGCUGCGUUCAGCAGAACAAAGUGAUCAGUGAGCGCUUAGUGAUUAUUUUGUCUGCGACUGGAGCAUUAUUUUAUAUUUUUCAUAGGCCCAGAAGUAUUUGCCAAUCAGGAGCGAGAAUCACUAACCGUUCACUGAUCAUUUUGUUCUUCUGAACGCAGCCAAUGUAUACAGUUUUCUGUAAUAUUCAAUACAUUUCACGGUAUGUUGUUUAAUAUGUAUAUAUUGAAUAUCACUGAAAAAUGCCUACAUUCAUGAAAGAAUACAGAAAUAGGGUCAUGUAAGAGAGAAAUGUAGCAAAGCAUUUACAGCAGGGAUCAUUCCUCACUGAUUACUGGUAGUAAAGUUAUAUGUUCUUCAAUUUUU